AUGUUUUUACAACAGAGGCCUAUGAAGCUACUUCUUCCACGACUCUUCAGAGAGAUGCCUUCUCGGGUCCAAGACUUGGAGGAGCUCCAUGUGGCUCCCUGUAUGGUUUUCUCCAAGUUUGUGACCUCGCCGCCCCUGCGUGUGAAGCCCCGUUCUCGGUCGAUGUGGCCAUGUCGCAUACGCGUGGCGCUGACAUCGGCACUGCUGGGUGUGGAGUCCUAUCAGCCGACCUUUCAGGAGUUGCACUGGGAGCUCUUUGCCAAAGACUGUGAGGAAGACCAUGUGGUGCAGAACUUCUCCAACCCGUAUGGCAUCCGGCCGAACUUCAAGAACUAUCCACACUCGAACCUCUUGCCACAGUUCUUCACCGAGAUUCUCGACAUCCUACAGCUGGAACAAAUGCCGCGCUUCAUCGCGGAGGUCGGCUCCCUCCACGGGCACAGUGCCAUCCAAAUGGCCACUGUCUUGGACCAGCUGGGGAUGACGCAGGUGCCCAUCCUUUGCAUCGAUCCCUUUACUGGAGACACCAACAUGUGGGCCAGCUAUCAGACCGAUCGGUCGGUCGCCGGCUGGGUGAAGAUCAUUGACGGCCGCAUGACCGUCUUUGACCAGUUCAUGGCCAACGUGCAGUUCGCCGUGAACCGCAGCGUCUCAAAGCAUCACAUCCUGCCCUUUCAGGCCACGAGCACCGUCGGCGCCCGUUGGUUAGCGCAGAAGGGCUUUGUGCCGGACUUGAUCUUCUUGGACUCGGCCCAUGAAUUGGAUGAGACAUUCUUAGAGCUGUCGUUGUACUUCAAGCUCUUGAAGCCAGGCGGAAUCCUCUUCGGUGACGACUAUGGUUGGCCGGCUGUAAAGGAGGAUGUGGAACGCUUCGUGGAAGAGCACCAGCGCCAGCACGGCGCCGACGACCCCAUCGAUUUGCGGAUCGUCCGCGCACAAGCGGGCGCCACGAAUCUCAUUUGGAUCAUGCGCAAGGCGCUCGGUGCGGAGGACCUGCGGCAGUUUUGGUCCUCCUUCGCUGCGCUGGACUUGCACAGUGGCACAGGCAUCACGCUUUGCCACGGCUCCGCCACCGCUCUGUCAGACCGUCCUCGCGCUUGGAGCAUGCAAGAGUGGCACGCCUUGAGCCAGGCGCGUCGCCGCGGAGUGGCAGCGACUGCAGCUUUCCCCUUGGUCAUGCGCUUGCUGGAGGACAAUUGGAUGGAAGCUGGACGUGAAGAAGAGGAGGCCUUGCUCACUGCGGCCUCCGGGGCCAUGGAAGAACAACAGCGGAAAGGCAUGGGGCAUCGCUCUGGAGAGCUCCUGCGGAAGGCCCGUGACGCGGCCGCCGCUGCCAAGGCCAGCGAGCAAUGGAACGUCCUGCUGGCCGUGCAGCAUUUGAUCGGUCGGCCUCCCAAUGAGAGCGCGCCCGCCUACAAGGACAUGCAACAGGAGCUCCACCGCCAGAGAGAGCGGGUGAUGUUGCAGGCCAGAACCUUCAUGCUCAUCACCUCCCUCUUGGAGGGUGAUGUGCAUCCACCCAGCGCAGCGGACUUGGAGGCGCGAUGCCUCCAGGAGCUCAGGCGCUUGCUGGCGGCGCAACGCUUGGUGCCGUCGGAGUGGCGGAGAAUGCUCCGAAGUGGGCUCUUUGCUCAGAUCCCUGGCGACGAUUCCGAUGCAGAGGCCGAGAGCGAGGAGGAGAAGCCGAGCACUGCAGAGGUGCUCCAGCGUGUGAAGAGCGUGCUGGGUGAGAGGUGGCAAGAAGUGCCCUUCAUGGACCUGGUACCCGUUCAGCCUGGAGCGAAGUUCGCCUCCCUCGCGCGGCUCAUGUCCGAUGGCCGGGGCUUUCCACCGGGCUUCCGCAUCGAUCGAAUCCACGCGCCCUUGGUGCGCGAGACCUUCCUCCACAACGGCUUCCGGCCGACCAAGGGCGAGGAUUGGCUCAUCAGUUGGACAGGCCCUCGAAUGCGGGACAAUGUGCACCGGAUGAUGCACGAGUUUCAACGGGUGAACCACUUCCCCAACAGUACCGAGCUCACCAGGAAGGAUCGGAUGUGGGAGAACUUCCAGAGGAUGGCCCAGCAGCACCGCGAGCUGAACUUUGACUUCGUGCCCGAGACCUUUGUUCUGCCGCAACAGCUUCGGAGCUUCAAGCAGCGUUACCUGAAGACCAGGAGCGAGCAGCUUUGGAUCGUGAAGCCAACGGCCUCCUCCCAGGGCCGUGGGAUUUUCAUCCUUCGGAACCUCGUCGAGCUCCCCAUGAAGGAAUCCGUCGUGGUCUCACGCUACGUCGAAAAGCCCCUCCUAAUUCAAGGCUUAAAGUUUGAUCUGCGAAUUUAUGUCAUGGUGACCUCCUUCCGGCCGCUGCGUGCCUACGUCUACCGCGAGGGCUUGACCCGCUUCGCCUCCAAAGCCUACAGCACCGAUGAGGAGCACUUGGCAGAUGUUUACCGACAUUUGACCAACUACUCCAUCAACAAGGGUGCCGAGAACUUCCAAGAGAAUCAGCGAGUGCAAGCGGAUAACUAUGGCCAUAAGUGGAGCCUUUCGGCACUCAAUCGGCACCUCCGAUGUAUCGGCGUGAACGUGAAGGAGAUGUGGAGUCGGAUCAUGGAUAUCAUCGUGAAGACGCUGCUCGCAGUCGAGCCAGCGAUCAGCGCGGCCACGAAAGAGAGCUGCUUACACGAACAGAGCUGUUUUGAGCUGUAUGGCUUCGACAUCCUGGUGGAUGAGCACUUGAAGCCAUGGCUACUGGAGGUGAACCUCAGUCCAAGUAUGCAGGCGGAGAGCCCGCUGGACAAGCAGAUCAAGAGUAGCUUGUUAUCGGAUGCCUUCAACCUCCUUGGCGUGAAACGUCUGGAUGCACAGACCUUGACCUCUGCCCGCUUGAGGGCCCGCUUCCUGUACAUGAGCAAGUUGCAAAGCCAGAUGCCGAAGAGCAAAGACUCGAAGUUGCUGGGCCAUCGACAGGAUCCCCUACGCCCGGAGGAGCCCCGACUGGAGAAGACCGAGGAGCCCUCCGUCGCCGAAGGUGACGCGGAGGGGGAACCUCAGCCGCUGGUGCGAAAGUACUUCAGUCCAAAGAAGCAGGUCUCCCUCAGCACCUUGUGCGAGCCACAUUUGCGGCUUUUAGUGUAUGCCCUCGAGGAGACCCAGCGCUGCUGCAACUUCAUCCGGCUUUAUCCAACUCCAUCAACGGUGAAGCGCUAUCAGCCCCUCACGGAGAGCCGCAGCAUGGAGGACGAGUUCCGGAAUCAGCUGUUGACGGCGGUGCUCUUCGCGCAGCAGAUGCCGCUCUGCGACGAACCCGAGCUCGAGGACAAGGAACCACCGCCUCCCGAGGCCGAGCUCAUCUCCGCACCGGAGCCGGAGCCAGUGCCGAAGGUGGCGCAGGAAGGGAACCUGCAGAUGGUGGAGGAAGCCUUGCAGACGCUCAAAGUCUUGGGGACGAAGAUGAGUUCGCAGCUCUUGCUCAUGGAGUAUAUAGUGCGCUUGCUCAACACCUGCCAUCAGCUGAGUGAUGGUGCUCGGCGCAAAUUGGAGAACCGGCAGCAGUCGGCCAUCGCAGGUGUCCUCCAGAUCUUCCGCCAGCAGCUGGCGCUCUACCUGCGCGCCUCCGAGCGCGGCGCCCGCGCCCGCGGCGCCCACCGGGCGCCGGCCGUGCCGGCCGCGCCGGCUGCGGAGUUGGCGACGGGGCCCAGCGAGGAGCUGCCUGGGGGCAGUGUGGUGGAUGAUGUGGAGGACAUUUGUCAGCAGGCCUUGGUGCAGAUCCUGUGCAAUACCUGGGGCGGUGCAAGAGACCACGCACAACGCGGCGUCGAAAGCCUACGUGGAGAGCUCUCAGUCGUGAGGUGUGCACCUGAGGCUUUUGCCCAGAGCUCCAGCGGCUGUCGCGCGGUCGCCGCGCUGGGCGAGUUGAGCGCCACGGACUUGGAGUCCAUCUUCCGUGCUCCACAAUGCCCGCCCGAGGUGAAAAACUUAUUCCUCGUCCCAGAGGAUCAUGAGGUUGGCUGGAACGUCCUCCGGCGGAUGUCCCAAGCAGGGCCUUUGAGCGAGCUGGAGUUCCUGCAGCGCGUCACCACAACCUUCCAACCGCCCAAAGCUCCGCUGGAUGCUGCGAAGAGCCCUGAGGAUGCGCCGCCCCUCUCGGUGCCGAGGUUGAUGGUCUCCCAGAGUUCUCCCCAGCUGAAGCGCCGCCCGGGGCCGUUGGCGCCCUUGGCACCCAACGGCCUGGCCUACAGCCGAAAGGGGCGGUUUGGCUUCGGUUCCUAUGCCACGGGCCUCAGUGACAUUGAGCUUUGA
Durusdinium trenchii is the source of this 4281-nucleotide messenger RNA. The record is from the annotation of a GenBank genome assembly. Lineage: Eukaryota; Dinophyceae; Suessiales; Symbiodiniaceae.